This is a messenger RNA of Eurytemora carolleeae, 3829 nucleotides long. It is a transcript of the gene Oga, whose product is annotated as protein O-GlcNAcase. NCBI's taxonomy places the organism in Eukaryota, Metazoa, Arthropoda, Copepoda, Calanoida, Temoridae. Bases 46 to 2856 code for a protein of 936 amino acids. The transcript has 11 exons. Gene Ontology annotation, molecular function: beta-N-acetylglucosaminidase activity. The record is from RefSeq and is a predicted model, not a curated record. Gene Ontology annotation, biological process: glycoprotein metabolic process.
UUUACACAUUAAACCUUCCUUUACACUGAAAUAUUUCAGAACAAAAUGACGGAGUCAGAAGGACAGGACUCAGGCGGAGAUUCAAGACCGUUCAUGUGCGGGGUUGUUGAAGGAUUCUAUGGUAGACCUUGGACUUUAACUCAACGAAAAGAUUUAUUUGAAAAAAUGGAGUUCUGGGGUAUGUGCAGCUAUCUGUACGCACCUAAAGAUGAUUGCAAGCAUAGAGCAUUCUGGAGGGAGCUGUAUACUGUAGAGGAGGCAGAGCAUUUACAGAGUUUAAUAUUAGCUGCUCACGAGUCUAAUGUAAACUUCUACUACGCUAUCUCUCCCGGGCUGGAUAUAGUCUAUUCUAACAGUAAAGAGAUCGGUGCAUUAAAGCGUAAACUGGAUCAAGUAGCACAGCUUGGGUGUAAAUCCUUUGCACUCCUAUUUGACGAUAUUGAGGCAGAGAUGCAAAAACCGGACAAGGAGGCCUUCCAGUCCUUUGCGCAUGCGCAGGUUUCUGUCACAAACGAGAUUUAUCAGCAUCUAGGGCAACCUAGUUUCCUCUUCUGUCCAACACAGUACUGUACUUCUAGAGCUGUUCCUACGAUUGCAACCUCAGAGUACCUGAAGACAAUUGGUAUGAAGCUGGCGUCCAAUAUUGAUAUUAUGUGGACUGGGGAUAAAGUUAUCCCUAAAGAAAUAACCGUGGCAUCCUUGGAACCAAUCACACAAGCGCUCAAGCGUAAAGUAGUUAUCUGGGAUAAUGAACAUGCCAACGAUUACGACCAGCGACGAGUUUUCCUCGGUCCCUACUCCGGUCGUUCCCCAGAUAUAAUCCAGAAACUACGUGGUGUUCUCGCGAACCCUAACUGUGAAUACGGAGCAAACUUCGUAGCAAUCCAUUCCCUGGCUGCCUGGAGUAAGUGUACAGUGGACGGAUGUUCUAGUUUAUCUGCCAACGAUACCGUAUCCUCGGAUAUCAAGUUAGAGCUGGGGAACGGUACAAACGGGGAUUCAGAGGACGUAGUUCCUCCACCACCAGAUAAACUUCCUCCCCACGUAUACCAUCCUAGGAUCGCGCUCAAAUCCGCUAUCAGAGAUUGGUUACCGGAGUUUAAUCGCGUGAAAUCAGUAUGGGGCCCUAUUAGUAAACCCCAGGUUGGGCUGAACCCUACAGGAAUCCUUCAACCUAUUAUUAACACCUGUAUUACCUCCACAUCAACUACUUCAAGUUUAAACCUACCUAUCCCCGCUGCUGUGCUAGUGGGGACUCCUGCUGAUCUACCUAAUCCUAAAUCCUCGAAUCCUGCUGAAGAUUCCUCGACGGAUCUGUCAGGUUUACUUAGCUUAGGUUCGGUUCUCCGUAUUCCUGUGAUGAACUCCCUGGUGUCUACUCAUGAGGUUGUAAUGUUGACAAAUGAUCCCAAAUCGACGCAACCAGAGCCAAUGGAAACAAAUAUUGACGCUGAGGGUUCAGAUCCCGCGGCCGGAUCUAGUCCUGUCUCUAAGGUCACUGACGUCAUAAUGGAAAGCACGACAAACCCUCCGACCCCCGCCGGUAUGCAGGUUGAACCAACGGAUGGCGGGGGAGGUUUGUCCAAGGCGGAGUCGACGACGAUGUUGUGUGAACCUACAAGCCCGGAGAAGGAAGAAUUCAGUAGUAUCGAGGACUUGGAUUCUCUCUCCUAUGACGACCUUCAACUCUUUUGUGAUCUAUUUUAUCUACCAUGCGAGCAUGGACCGACGGCUGUGGAAAUCUUGACGGAGUUCUACUGGUUGAAAACACACGCGGGAGUUAUGCUAGUCUCCGGCUCCGAGGACGGAGAACCCGAGGAUGCAAAACCAGAAUGGGAAUCCCGUCGUGCGCGCUUUAAUGCUCUCCUGGGGAGCAUUAAACGCGCGUUCGACCGACUGUGCAUGGCGCCCAACCGCGAGUUGGUGUAUAAUUUGUAUACCUAUGUAUGGGAUUUAGUUGGAGUCCUUCUCCUUCUAGAAUCCUAUAUAGAUUGGCUGGCUCUAGGGUUCUUCUCUCCUAAAUAUAAACAGUUGGUCAUAGGACGCCACACUUGGUUCUCAGGCAUUAGAGAAGCGUUCCUCUCUGGAGAUCAUGAACCGUAUGUGUUCCGUGGCGGUUUAACCGCCGAUCUACAGCGACUGAUGCCGGUUGACUCAGGGAACGAUUUGUUUAUGUACCAAUAUCCGGACCAUCCUACAAAUAUAGUUUACAAGAUUAGACCAUUUAAGCCCCAGGAUGAAGAAGCUUGCUACAGGAUAGCACUGCAAACCUGGGAGGACGGGAUGGACGCUACUCAGUUCUACUCCACCCAUCCUAGAUUAGUAGGGGAGAAGUCAAUUGGACCCUUCAUUAGUUUUUACUCCAACUUUGGAUUCGUGUUCGAGAACAGUGUCGGAGAAAUCGUUGGUUACAUAUUUGCUGCGACGGAUAUAAAAGAGUUCUAUCAGCGUGUGAAUAUUGCCUGGCUCCCGGAGAUGAGAACUAAAUACCCUAAGGUUGAGUGGAGUGAAGGAGAACUACCAACCCCCUGUGAAACCACAAUAAACUCCUUCCAUCAAUCUGACCCUGUUGUCCCACCUGGCCUGGAUACCCCUGAAGCCUGGGCGCUGGUGAGGAUUGCAUAUCUACCGUCAAUAUCAGAUUCAAGUCUGGCCAGCAGAGCAACCAUGCUCGUCCUCGCCUGUCUCAGAACAUCUGGAGUUCUAAAAGCGUUAGCAGAGGUUCCGAAAAAGGAAAAAUAUGUUCAAGAAGUUUACUCAAAAAUAGGUUUCGCAGCUUUAACUGAGACCGGGAGCGGAGGACAACCCUCUAAUGAUAUCUCAGAUGAUUAUGUUUACAUGUCGAGAAGAUACUAAACAUGAUUAUAAACACCAAACAGAGGACAUUAUUCAUUAUGCAUGGAACAACUUAUUUCCAUAAUACAGGGUGUGCCAACAAACAUGGGGAUUAAGUGACGAAUUCCUUAUCGUCUUUCAUCUACGCGGCAUUUGAUUUGUAAUUCUAAUAAUGCCAGUUUUUUACUCAACCCCAAUUCACUUGUUAUUCCGCGGGCUUAAAAAUCAUAACAUCUUACUUUCACUUUGUACAACAACUAUCAAAAGCCGAUUUAAAUUCAAUUUAAUUUUCUUGUUAAUUGUGCCACCCUGUAUAUGGGAUACCAUGCAUUAACUUGAUACAGUGCUCAUCAUUUAUAUUAAGACAGAAAUAAGACUACAAGCUAUACUGCUUCUUUCUUUACAUUUUCUACCCCCGGGCUUUACCAGCUAACAGACGCAUUUUUAAUAUUAUUUUCUUCUAUUGUCAAAAUGAAGAACGUACAUUUAAUCUUCCUUAAGUUGUCUUUACUGUGUUGAUACAGAUGUCGACCACUGUACAUGUGAACCUAUAUUGAAUCGAUAAACCAGUCUAUAAUAUAUCUAUGUCAAAAUCCAGUCAAUUUUAACUUCUGUUCAAAUUCUUAAUUUUCUACUUGACAUAUCUAAGCUACUGCCCCCACACCCCUAUUAUAUUCGUAUGGUUAAAAGAAUGCUAAGUUAGAUCUCCUACUAUUAAGUUUUUUUUUAUUAACUGCCCCCCCACCCUCCCCAAAACCAGUUAUUUUAUUUAAUAAAAAAGUUAAGGAUGGGGGCCCCUGGUACUCCCCUUGUCAAACUUUUCCUAGACUCUGAAGGCAUUAAAGUAUACGCUAGGUAGAUAGAGAAAAUUCAAGGGUUCGGACAGAAAUAUAAUUUUUCAUGUCCCCCCUUUUACUUCGCACUAUUUACUACAGCUUGUCAUUUACACUAUGUUAUGAUCUGUUUUUGUAAAAUAAACUUUCCUUUAAGGUUU